AGCAUUAAAAAAAGUAUUGAUGAGCAGCAAAACGCAAAUAUAGCACAACUUAAAAAAAAUCAACUUGCUCUUACUCAAGGUUUUGAACAGUUUAAUCGGUUAGCUGAUAUGAGAGAAUUACCAUAUGUUGGAGAAGAUUUGGGUGAUUAUGAUAAUGUAACAGGUUGGAAUGAAAAUUGGGUACCACAACCCAGUCCUCCAGAGGAUAGAUAUUUAGAUUUAGAAAAAAACUUUGACGGUAAUGAUCUAGGUAUAUUAAGAGAAUAUGGAUAUCCAAGACCAAAUGAUUUUUUUGAAAUUAAUCCUAAAGAUUUAGAUCUAACUUUAGAAGAAUUAAAAGGUAAUAUAAAACAACUAACUGGUGAANAUUUCCUCAAUUAAUAGGGAAAAAAGAGGAACAAGCAAACCUGGUGAUUUUACUAUUAAGUUUAAUCCAUCUCUAAAACUUGACCCUGAAAAGAAACAUCAACUUGCUCUUGAUCGGUUGUCCAUGACUUAUUCUUGGUACAACAUUAGAAGUGAUUAUGACAACAAUAAAAUCAAAUAUACUCACGAUGGUACCACCUGGCAAACAAUUACUUUUACAGAUGGAAUGUACUCCUACUCAGAUAUCAAUGAUUACAUUCAUCAAUAUAUGACACAAAAGACUCAUCAUUCAACAGAUUCAAGUGGAAAAAAGACUUAUUCAAUCAAUCUAACUUUUAUUCUCUCUACAUAUCGAGUGUUAGUAUCACUUGAUGGUAGUUACCAACUUGAUCUAAGAGGAACAGAUUUUGGAGACCUAAUUGGAUUUGAAAAGAAACUUGUUACUAAAACAGAGUAUGGCACAAAACUACCAAAUAUAACAAACUCGAUUGAUGUAUUGAAUAUUAACACAACCGCAAUAACUAAUAGCAUUGUAAAUGGAAUAAAUACAAAUACCAUUGCUGUAAUACCAACAGAUAAUCUCACAAGGUCUUAUCCAUUUACAUUUGAACCUAAAAGACCAUUGUAUUGUGAUGUCUCUUCAUUUCACAUUGAUGAAAUGAGAAUUUAUGUUACAGACUCACUUGGAAGACCAGUAAAUUUUAAUGGUAUAGAUUGGUUUAUGACUUUGAUACUCCACUCAAUGUAA
Molecule: messenger RNA, 1114 nt
Organism: Porites evermanni
Lineage: Eukaryota; Metazoa; Cnidaria; Anthozoa; Scleractinia; Poritidae
Source: the annotation of a GenBank genome assembly